Zasmidium cellare ATCC 36951 is the source of this 1656-nucleotide messenger RNA. RefSeq lists its product as uncharacterized. The transcript is spliced from 4 exons. The record is from RefSeq and is a predicted model, not a curated record. The coding region runs from base 1 to 1656 and encodes 551 amino acids. NCBI's taxonomy places the organism in Eukaryota, Fungi, Ascomycota, Dothideomycetes, Mycosphaerellales, Mycosphaerellaceae.
AUGGAAGAUAUACCCGUCGAAAAGCGUCUGCUACCAGCAGCGAUCGACUAUCGUGCUGAACGUACUCCGGAACGAAUCUGGGGCUACCAUGCGAGAAGCGAUGUCGACGUCACCCAAGGCUUCGCCUCCGUCACAUACAAAGACCUAGCCAAAGCAGUUGAUGCCACAGCAUGGUGGCUAGACGAGACCCUGGGACCUGCAAAAGAAGGCUUCCCGACCAUCGCAUACAUUGGCCUUGAAGAUCUACGAUACGUAUUCCUGAUACACGCUUGCAUCAAGACGAAACGAAAGGUUCUGAUUCCAUUCCCGGCCAAUACUGAAGAAGGUCUCAUCAAGCUACUGGAAGCCGCCAAAUGUGAGAAAGUGCUUGCACCAAAAGAAGCCUCGCAUGCGUGGGACAAGGCUUUGAAGUUCAUGCCGAGCCUUAGCCUCGUUGAAAUGCCGCCCUUGGCAUCGUUCCUCCAUGACAAAGAAGUCCAACACUACCCCUUCACCAGAACGCUGCAGGAUGGCAUCGACGAUGAAGCACUCGUGAUUCAGACAUCUGGCACAACGGGCAACCCGCAACCCAUCCUCCAAUCUAACCGAACCUUUGAGACAACGCGAGAGAUGGUCGAAACGUCACGAAACUCCCCCGCGAACAUGCGAAUUGGCACAUUCCGCGACUUACAGGACCACCUGAGUCCCGUCUUCAUCCCCCUUUCAUGGGCGGCAGCCUUCGUCACAACCGCACUUUGGCCGCUCUACACGGGAAACGUCCCGAUCCUCUUGCCAGCCAAAUGGAAACAGCCUUGCACGCCCGAGCAAGUCUACGAAUCGCUGCCCUACCUUCCCAAAUCUAAAUCCAGCAGCGUCUUCUUCAUCCCCGAUCUCCUUCGAGAGUACAUCCGGAAACCCGAGCGUCUGGAGUCCCUAAAGCAGUUCGACGUGAUCAACUUCGGCGGAGCUGGACUCGACCGAGCGACUGGAGACACCGUCCGGGAGAAGACGGGCGCCCGUGUUCAAUCAGCUAUGGGGUCGACGGAUUCUGGAAUUUAUCCUUUGCUGUGGGAUGAGGAGCCCAAGGCGCCGUGGUGGAUGUAUCGGAUGCAUCCUGACUGUCAGGGGUUUCACUUUCAGCACUAUCUGGAUGAUUUGUAUGAGCUGUGUAUCACGAAGCAACCGAAUGAUAAUCGGCACUGUUUUCUUGUGGAUCCGGAGCGGACGGUUUUCCAUACGAAGGACUUGUUCAAGACGUAUCCUGAGUACAAAGACUACUGGUCCCACGCCGGUCGUGUCGACGACUACAUCAAACUCGACUCCAUGACCAAAAUAAACGUCACACAAGUCGAACAGACCCUAAACAGCCACCCAGACAUCACAGCCUCGCUAGUCGGCGGCCACGAGAAGCCUCGCGCAUUUGCCAUUGUGCAGUUGACUCCAGACUUCUAUCAGAAAGGGCUGUCGAGAGAACAGGUACUGGAGGAAAACUGGCCGAUCUUUGAGGAGGCCAAUAAGACGUUGUAUCAUGAUGCUCAUUUGACUAAGGAGAUGACGUUGAUUGCCAAGGCUGAGAGGCCGUUGAAGAGGACGGCGAAGAAUACGCUGGACAGACGGAGUACAAUUCGGAUGUAUGAGAGAGAGAUUGAUGGUUUGUACGCCGCGCUACGGAAGUGA